AUGCAAUCUGGCCUGCGUGCCAGUCCCACGUCGUCUGUUGUGACUCGCCCGCCACAACCGCGGCUUCGCUUCACCUGCGGCUCGACUUUCUCUCUCCCCUUGUCUCGCAGCCCCCCCCCCCAAGCAAAUUCCGCGCCCGCUCUCAUCGCUGGAGCGCCCUUCAGUUCGCCCGCCCGUGGCUUGAAGCUGCCAUCCUCGCCUCGCAUCCAGCUUCCCUCACUUGCUUCGCAGGCCUGA
Molecule: messenger RNA, 237 nt
Organism: Akanthomyces muscarius
Lineage: Eukaryota; Fungi; Ascomycota; Sordariomycetes; Hypocreales; Cordycipitaceae
Exons: 3
Coding region: 1-237 (78 amino acids)
Source: RefSeq, a predicted model, not a curated record